Molecule: messenger RNA, 732 nt
Organism: Anastrepha ludens (Mexican fruit fly)
Lineage: Eukaryota; Metazoa; Arthropoda; Insecta; Diptera; Tephritidae
Exons: 2
Coding region: 32-592 (186 amino acids)
Source: RefSeq, a predicted model, not a curated record
CUUCAUUUGAAAACUAUUAUCGAGAGUCGGUAUGAAGUUUCUGCCAGUAACGAUUGUAGUGCUUAACCUGCUGAACGGGUUUUGCCUUGGGGAACAACCGUAUACAGUGCAAAAUGAGGCGCUGGAGCCCUUCAACGGAUUUAAGCAAACUAAGGUGGAUAUGUCAAAUUUAAAAACUGUCGGACGGCAACGUUUUGUGAAUGGCACUGUGAAUAUAUUAGAAGAUAUGGAUAGUGACAACUACAAAUUUCAAGUGGAAUUAUAUUCGAGUCCUCAAGGGGAUGGCCAAUACAAACGGUUGCCUAUGGGUGUGCCAAUGACCAGAAUUUGCGAGGGAUUUAAGGAUUUGUAUACAAAAAUUAUACAACCUUCACUUGUUGAGGGUGAAAAUACGGAUUUCCCUCACGUACCCGAUGAAGGGGUGUGCCCAAUACCAGCUGGCGAAUUUUAUAUAAAAACUUUGGAAUUUAACACCGACACCUGGCCCAACCAGAUUCCACGCGGAAUAUUGAAAGCUGUUCUAACAUACUUCAAGGGUGAAGAAAAUGUUGGUGGAGCUGUAAUGAAGAUGAAAAUCGAAGAUCGAGAGUAGGAAGUGUAGAAUGCUAUAAUUCAAUCAAGUUCGCAGCAGAGAGUAUAAUUCAAAUAUCGAGGUGAAGGGAAUGGUAUUUUGUUUACAUUUACUUUAAAGUUCAGUACAUAAAUCAAUAAUCAUGUAUGUAUACAUUUAUA